Molecule: messenger RNA, 2315 nt
Organism: Heteronotia binoei (common prickly gecko)
Lineage: Eukaryota; Metazoa; Chordata; Lepidosauria; Squamata; Gekkonidae
Product: zinc finger protein 883-like
Exons: 6
Coding region: 92-2161 (689 amino acids)
Biological process (GO): regulation of transcription by RNA polymerase II
Molecular function (GO): DNA-binding transcription factor activity; RNA polymerase II cis-regulatory region sequence-specific DNA binding
Source: RefSeq, a predicted model, not a curated record
GGCAGAGGAAACAGGAAAUGACUUAGAUCUGGAAGGGGAAGGAAGGAGAGCAUCUUUGCAACAGCCGGAGACCGGGAAGGUCUCCCUGCGAAUGUGGGGACCAUCUGUGAAGAUGGAAGUGGAGUUCUUUGAGGAGGAAGGGUCUCCUUUGGAGGAAGAGCAGAAGGCACAGGCACAGGAGUGUGCCCAAGAGGCCCUCUCACACGGCAGUGAAGAGACGGUGCUGAGUCUUUGUGGAGGAGUGGAAACGGCCGCUGCCCCUGCAGUCCAGGGUCCCUUUUCCUUGGAGGAGGUGGCUGUCUCAUUUACUGAGACAGAAAGGGUUCUGCUGGAGCCGGACCAAAGAACUCUGUACAGGGACAUAAUGCUGGAGGACUAUGGGAACGUGGCCUCUCUGGAAAGCAGGGAUGUUCAAGAGGCUGCAGUGGAGACAGACGAAGGGCUGGAGAGUCUCUCAAGAAGAUCUCAACCCAAUAUUCCCUUCCCGAGGGAGCUGGCUGCCGCAGGAGAUGGCGAGGAGUCAGUUGGGAAAUUUCAGGGAUUCUCUCAGGGAAAAGCCAUGAAUGAAAAGACUGAAGGAAACUUUGAGAAUAGAGAUGGACCAGAGAAGCAGGAAGGAAACUGUGGAGUGAAGAGGAUGGUGAAGCCCAUUCCUUACCAAGAAGCGGGCUUCCAUGAAAUCCCAGACCAUAGCCAUAACCAAUGGACUCCCUCCGAAGUGAACUUAUUCAUCUGCUCCAAGACUGGAAUGACGUUCUCCAAUUGGAGAAAGGGUAAUGUAUGUUUUCCAAAGCACAGUAUAAUGAACGCAUGGAAAUGCAGUUAUUGCGGAAAGUAUUUCAGAUACAGACCACAGUUGCUUCUACACCAAAAAAUACACGCAGCACAGAAGCAUUUUGAAGGCACAGAAGGACGGAAGAAAUUCACUAUUAUUUCCAGUCUUCAAAAGCACCGAAGGACCCACACAGGGGAGAAACCUUUUGAAUGCUCAGAGUGUGGAAAGAGAUUUAGUCAGAGUGGCCAUCUUCAACGACAUCAAAGAGUCCACACAGGGGAGAAACCGUAUGAAUGCUCAGAGUGCGGAAAGCGAUUCAGUCAGAGUGGCAGUCUUCAACAGCAUCAAAGAACCCAUACAGGGGAGAAACCAUUUGAAUGCGCAGAGUGUGGAAAAAGAUUCAGUGUCAGUUCCAGUCUUCGAAAGCACCAAACAACCCACACAGGGGAGAAGCCUUUUGAAUGUUCAAUCUGUGGACAGAGAUUCAGUCGGAGUGCCCAUCUUAAAAAGCAUCAAAGAAUUCACACAGGGGAGAAGCCUUUUGAAUGUUCAGAGUGCGGAAAGAGAUUCAGUCAUGGUGCCAAUCUUCGGUAUCAUCAAAAAACCCACACAGGGGAGAAACCUUUUGAAUGUUCAGAGUGUGGAAAGAGAUUCAGUCGGAGCAGCAAUCUUCAACAGCAUCAAAGAACCCACACAGAGGAGAAACCAUUUGAAUGCUCAGAUUGUGGAAAAAGAUUCCGUGACAGUUGCAGUCUUCUAAAGCACCAAACAACCCACACAGGGGAGAAGCCUUUUGAAUGUUUAAAGUGUGGACAGAAAUUCAGUCAGAGUGGUCGUCUUCAAGAGCAUCAGAGAACCCACACAGGGGAGAAGCCUUUUGAAUGCUCAGAAUGUGGAGAGAGAUUCAGUCGUAGUGCCAGUCUUCAGUAUCAUCAAAAAACCCACACAGGGGAGAAACCUUUUGAAUGUUCAGAGUGCGGACAGAGAUUCAGUCGGAAUAGCAAUCUUCAACAGCAUCAAAGAACCCACACAGGGGAGAAACCUUUUGAAUGUUUAGAGUGUGGAAAGAGAUUCGGUCGGAAUGCCCAUCUUCAAGAACAUCAGAGAACCCACACUGGGGAGAAACCUUUUGGAUGUUCAGAGUGUGGAAAGACAUUUGGUAAGAGUGCCCAUCUUCAGGACCAUCGAAGAACCCACACAGGGGAGAAACCUUUUGAAUGCACAGUGUGUGGAAAGAGAUUCAGUUGGAGUGGUUAUCUUCGGAAGCACCAGAGAAUCCACACGGGAGAGAAACCAUUUGAAUGCUCAUAUUGUGGAAAGAGAUUCAGUCAGAGUUGCCAUCUUCAAGAACAUCAAAGAACUCAUACAGGGAGAGAAACCCUUUGAAUCCUUAGAGUGCGGAAAGAGAUUUAAGUUGGACAUUUUGACAACAUCUACCAACUGACAUAAGGAAGAGCCAUGUAAUCCCUUAGGCCGGGAAAAGAGUUAUUUUCUUAUUUCACAAGUAAAAGACAACCAGAAACUACAUAAAGCAGCGAAA